AUGUCCCAUAAAAGCGCCGCGUAUCUUCUCCAGCUAAUGCGCGGCAACAUGGGUUCUGUGUCCGACGGGCAGUUUGAGGAUAUCAUAAAAUCCCUUAAUGUGGAAGAAUCCGCAAAGUCCAUUGCUGAAAAAGUGACAAUGAUGCUUGGAGAGCCGCCGGUGAUGGCCGAAGAAUAUUCCAGCGAAACAUCCGAGGCCCAAGCAGAGGUCAGUAGUCGUAUCGAGAGAAUCUACAAAAGAGGAGGGUCAAACCUUAAAGCUCAAUUCUUCUUGGAUAAACAUCUAGACUACGUUGAGCACAAUCUUCACACUCCGCUUCCCAGUCCAUAUGUGGUUCUAGAUGCCAACCAUGGGUGGAUGUUGUACUGGUUGCUCAACUCGUAUGCUGUUAUGAACCAUGAGAUUGACGAAAAAACCAAAAGUCUUGUCAAAGACAAAAUUCGUCGUCAUAUCGUCGACGAUGGCCGUGGAGGUAUAGGCAGCGGAGUGGGCCAAAUCGGCCAUUGUGCCUCUACCUAUGCUUCAGUGUUGGCGUUGGUACUUGUAGAAGACUGGGAGACGCUUUUGGAGAUCCGAAAUAACCUUUACAAGUGGUUUAUGUCGUUGAAGCAGCCGGAUGGUUCGUUCAUAAUGCACAAAAAUGGUGAAAGCGAUACCCGUUCAACCUACUGUGUUUUGGUCGUGGCUUCGCUAUUGGACAUACUAACGCCUGAGCUCUCGCACAACACUCUCGGGUGGGUUUCUAGUUGCCAAACCUACGAAGGAGGGUUCGCUGGAUGUCCAAAUACCGAGGCUCAUGGCGGGUACCUGUACUGUGCCUUGGCAAGUUACUUUCUAGUUUUGAGCCAAACGCCCACAAAUGAUGAUUUUGAUAUCAAUUCGUUCACCAGAUGGUCGGUGAUGCGCCAGCACCAGUUGGAAGGGGGCCUUUCAGGCAGAACUGGCAAGUUGGUGGACGGCUGCUACAGCUACUGGGUGGGUGCAACAUUUCCCUUGCUUGAAGCCAUCACUAGUUUCCAUCCGCUCUUUGAUAGAGAAGCCUUAGAGGUGUAUAUACUAAAGUGCUGUCAGCUCGAACUGGGUGGCUUUCGUGAUAAACCUGGAAAACUGGUGGACUUUUAUCACACCAACUAUGUGCUUUCUGGUUUGAGCAUAGCACAACAUGAGUACUUUUUAAAGGAAGAAACAGAUGAAAACACCACUGAAGAUACAAUAGCUUAUAGAUUGGCUGCAAAUGAGAACCCACAAGCUUAUACCGUCGCCGUGCAUCCAGUCAUUGGUAUUCCCAUAGACGCUGUGGAGAAAUGCCGAAAAAUUAUGAGAAAAAAGAAGGAAGAAUGA
Meyerozyma guilliermondii ATCC 6260 is the source of this 1341-nucleotide messenger RNA. RefSeq names its product protein farnesyltransferase (gene RAM1). NCBI's taxonomy places the organism in Eukaryota, Fungi, Ascomycota, Pichiomycetes, Serinales, Debaryomycetaceae. Gene Ontology annotation, molecular function: protein farnesyltransferase activity. The transcript has a single exon. Bases 1 to 1341 code for a protein of 446 amino acids. Gene Ontology annotation, biological process: protein farnesylation. The record is from RefSeq and is a predicted model, not a curated record. Gene Ontology annotation, cellular component: protein farnesyltransferase complex.